AUGGCUAGCGAAAUAGAAUGUAUGCUUCCGCAUGAAAUAGCUCAGACCUUCAAAACAUACGAGCUAGAGCAGACAUACCAACAUUGUUUACGCGACACCGAUCGAAUCUACGAGGACGAACGCGCGCGUCUGCUGCGGGUGCAACUACUGCUGCUUGAAGACGAGAACGAGGAGCUUCAGGACAAACUCGACGCAGAUAUCAGCGCUAUUGAGAACCUCGAAGACACAAACGAAGACAUGCGCUCACGGUUAGCUGAGACGCAGGCCGAGUUGCAACGCGUAGAGGUUGAGCUCAAGGCACGCAGUCGCGAGAACGAGCGGUACAAGGCCGAGAUCGAUGCACAGAAUCAAGCGUCGUCCGACACCCAGAAGAUUCUGUCUGAGAAAUUGGCUUUAUCGCGAGAGCUGGCAGUACUCAAGCCAGAGUUGGAACACCUGAGGUCGCAAACGUCAAGCCAGCAGAAUGCCCUUGCCGAGAAGCUUGCUCUACAGAGAGAACUCAGCUCAGCACAGGUCGAACUCGAGAACGAAAAGCGUAUUGUGCAACGGUUGCAAAGUCAGCGAGAAGCCUCGGGCCAUGAUGAUUCUGCCCUGCACUCCGAAAUCGAUGACCUGAAGAAGGAAGUCGCCAGCAUGCGAACCCAGAUCCAGAAGAAUCAGCGAGAGAUAGUCAAGAAACAAUCCGAGUGGGAGACCCAGAAGGACGUACUCGAGUCAAAACUCGAUGCUUUCCGCACCAAACUUCGCACCACAAAAGAACAACUCAAAGAAGCACAAGAUGAGCUCGAGAAGUCACAGGCGGCGAAGAUGGCUCAGUCCGCGGAGCUCACCAAAGCACGACUUGCUGGAAAGAUGGCGCCUCCGCCUACCACUGGCCCGAUAAACCCUAGGAAGCGGAACGUUGCUCGAUUCGACCCGGAUAUGACUAUCGGCACACCCGGGCAGGGCGGAGCAGCCAAGAAGCAGCGAUCUUCUGUUAGCAUCGGCGACAAAUCUAGUUUUUCGAUGACUCCAUUCCUCAACCGCACGACCAUGAGCAUCCUACCAGAGACGCCCUCGGAGGACGUGGCUGAGUCAACAGAGAAGGACGAGUCGGAGCAAACCGUGGACGAGAGAAUGCACGAGCAGAUCCACUCCAUCAUCGAGGAAGCAGAGACCCAAGCUGCCCAGAGAAAGGCUGCAAAAGAAGCUCGCGACAAAGCCAGAGCGGCUGCAUUAGCGUCUACUGCCGCCACGAAAGCCAAGGCAUCAACAGCAGCUAAGCCAACACAACCUCUCAAGGAGUCCACAGCAACCAAAGGCAACAAAGUCGUCCAGAAGAAGCCCGCGCUCGACAAAGUCACUGAGGAAGACGUAGGAGAAGAGCCAGCCACUGCUCCACCCACCAUCAAGCCCGUCGCCGCCGCCAAAAAGGAGAAGAAGUCAGCGAACAGCGAUCGCGAGAACGAUGCGCCCUCCGACACCGAGCAGAACAAAGCAUCAGACAAGACCCACAAGCGUAAACGCCCUAAUAUUUUCGACGAAGACGACAAAGCUCUUCCAGUCGAGCCAAAGCUCAAGAAGGUUAAGACACUUAAAGUGCUAGGCAAGGCUGGAGGGAGCGGACUCGGCAAUGUCAGUCUACUGGGUGCUGGAGCUGCAGUGACUGGAGGAAAGGCGAAGAAGACAUUUGCUGAAUUUAGUCCCUUGAAGAAGGAUCGGAGAGCGGCCGUUGGAGGUGCUGGCAGUGCUGCGUAG
Molecule: messenger RNA, 1737 nt
Organism: Cyphellophora attinorum
Lineage: Eukaryota; Fungi; Ascomycota; Eurotiomycetes; Chaetothyriales; Cyphellophoraceae
Exons: 1
Coding region: 1-1737 (578 amino acids)
Source: RefSeq, a predicted model, not a curated record